AGAGUGUUGUACAUCUCACCUGAGUGACCCACAAUCCUCAGCGCUAUAUACUCGUGCGCAGCGACGGCUUGAGAAGGUCUCGAGAUGUCUCUAAGGCGUUCUUUCAGGAACCCAUCGGUUCCCGGGCUAUCAUCCGUCGCGUCGACCAAUUCACUUCCAGGUCCAUCCAAUCUCCGCGAACGAUAUAGGAACUGGCGGACUCCUCAAACGGCACAGCUCGGUGGAACGACAACAAGACGAGUCAACAAUGGUAUGGUGUAUGAUGUGCCUGAUGGAGAGCUGGGCAAGCGAUCGAUCGGUAGUGACAGUGCACGAGCCAAUGAAUUACAGGGCAAAUUCGCGCGAAUGGGUGACCAUGGAAAUCGAGGGGGAAUGAUGACAGGGCAAGCUGGUACGGUCAGACAGAGAGUAUAUGAGACUCAAGUGGAGGAUGAAGAGAAUCUAGAUGAAGGGGAUCAAGUUUCUGAAGAGGAGCGUCAGAAGUUAGGGGAUGAAGCGGGUGUACCGAGCAUCCUCGCCAUUCAUUCUUCUGGUGGAAUGCAAAUCGGUGCGGCAUUUUAUGAUCCAAUAUGGAAGAAAGUCAGCGUGUUGGAGGAUACGAAGGAUAACGAGAAGUGGGAUUUGGUGAUCCUACUACUUGAGCAAUGCUGUCCAAGUGUCGUCGUGACGAGUCCAAGUGCUAAAGACAGUCUCAAGGAUGUCAUUGAGUCGUUCUGCACCGAGAACCCUGCCACGUCCUACAAGCUUCAUCUAGGCAAAGACUUCACGAUUGGACGAGCAGUCGACCUCAUGGCAGAAUUGAAUCUCGCCAAUCUUGUUGUUCCGGCUCACAAGGCAGCAUUAUCGUCUCAGGGAACCGUCGCUGCUCAAUCUGCACCAUUUCACUCUUCUCCAACCCGAUCUUCUACAUUCUCAUCCGAGUACGAAGGGAGAAUGGGUCCUGACGAGGAAGAUUUCGCCGGUAUGGGAAAGAGAAGGAUGACUUUGGUAAAGGUCGGGACGCUGGUCAAUGUGGAUGCACCGAUCGCCAUGUCCGCCAUGGGAGGAUUGCUCGCACAUCUACGGGUCCUGCGGAAGGCGCAGGCCCGCGAGACCUCUCUGAUCUUCCCUAUCGAACGAUUAGAAAACAUGGCUCUAGACCACUACAUGUUGAUCAAUCGAGAUGCUCUGGAAUCACUCGCCAUCCUUGACGACGGAACGCGAGACAGAGGCCGAGAUGAAACCAUGGGCAAGCAGGAGAAGUUAACGCUGUUUGGACUUUUCAACACCUGCUGCACUGCCGCCGGCAAGAAUCUCUUUAGGUCCUGGUUCCUACGUCCCCUGCUCGACCUCGAUCAAAUUUCUGAACGUCACGAUGCUAUAGCCAUCUUCUCGGGUGCCCAUGUAUCCGCCGACUCUCAAGGUCUUCUCUCGCUCGAGGACAAUCCUAGCAUCUCUGAAAACAUCCGAAAAGAAAUGAAGAAGAUCACAAAUGUGGCCCAAAGUAUGAAGAAGAUCAAAAGGGGGUUGGAUAGUCCGAUCGAUUGGUCAGGUGUGACUCAAUCCAUCGCAGCGGUGAUUGAAGCGAAGGAAUUGCUGCAUCAGAUGGAAGGAGCUGACACGUUGCCUGUGGUCCAACAGUUGCAGACCGCUGUCAGUCAUGAACUCCAUCAGGUCCUACAGCUCUGUGCUGCCAACAUUGAUUGGGAGUCCUCGAUGGAUGAGAAAAGGAUAUGUCUCCGUCCUGGUGUAGAUAAGGAGCUGGAUGAGCUGAAAGCCAAGGAUAAGACGAUUGACCCGAUCCUUAUGUCUCUGGCGAAUAAACUGCGCUACGAGCUCGAUCCUCGGUUCUUCCAGGAACUCGAAUGUCUUCGAUGGGAUCAAUUCGGCUUCUUACUCAGGGUCCGAACUCAUGGUGAUGGAUAUCGUGCCCCGGAGGAUUUUGAGCCAAUCAUGGAACAUGAUGGGUGGUACUACUUUCGGAGCGCUUACACUCAAGCCUUGGACAACGAGUUUGGAGAUAUCGGCGGAAUGAUUAUGGCGAGGGAGCUGGAAAUUGCCUCGAUCAUGGCUGAAAAGCUACUUUUACACGAAAAGGAGUUUGAAUCUAUACAGGAGAUCGUGGCAAAUCUCGAUUGCCUUCUAGCACUGGCCAAAGCGGCUCUCAAUUAUCAGCUCAUCCGGCCUCUGAUGUCUGAGGAGCCACUAUUGGAGAUCAGGGCGGGCCGCCACAUCCUUCAGGAGCUCUGCGUCAGCAAUUACAUCCCGAACGAUACGAUGAUGGAGGGUGGGCAAAACGAGCGUUACAACAGCAUGAUGGUCAUUACCGGCGCCAAUGCGUCUGGAAAGUCGGGAUACGGAAAGCAGGUCGCUUGGAUCGCGUUCAUGGCUCAGAUCGGUUCGUACGUGCCGGCUGAACAUGCUACUAUUGGUUUGGUCGACAAGAUCUUCACUCGGAUCCAGACUCGAGAGUCCGCAUCAAAGCCAGCUUCAGCCUUCAUGAUUGAUCUCGAGCAAGUCUCACACGCUCUCCGUGGAUCAACUGAGCGGUCCCUCAUCAUUCUCGACGAAUUCGGUAAGGGGACCGAAGCGGCCGAUGGUGCCGGCCUGCUCGCUGGGGUUGUGGAGCACCUCCUCAGUGGUGCUUGUCCUCGUACUAUCGUGCUGACGCACUUCCACGAAUUGUUCGCUCAAGAGAUCAUUCCUGAUACUUUGCCCAUCACCUUUGCACACAUGGGGACCCAAUUCUAUGACGAUGACCAAAGUUUGGCAUACCUCUACAAACUCUGUCCAGGCCAAAGUGGAACAAGCUACGCGGCUGAAUGUGCGCUGGCCCAUGGGCUACCCAAAAAGAUUGUUGAUCGCAGUCGAGAAGCGACGAAGCUCUUUGCGACGCAUCAAGCUAGCAAGCUGUACGAGACGGAACCGACGCCUGAAGAUAUCAAAGAUCUCGAAAAGUGCGAGACUCUAGCGAAGCGAUUUCUCUCGUGGGACAUUGAUCCAGAGACUACUGAUAUACUCGAAACAUUGCGUUACAUUUUCCAAUCGAGUAUGGGUUUGGACGAAGAUGGUAAGGAGGAGUCGAGCGAGCAAGAAGGUCAAGGACGAUGCGCAAGCUCAGAAAACAACGCACAGGGUGAAGGGUCUGCUGGAAUCGAAGAAAUGGAUGAGGUGCUAUGGGAUGAUAGUGAGGACAUUGUGAAAAUACCGAGAUCAAGGUUCGAAACCGGCGUCACUAGCCCUGGCGAUCAAGAUGACGAGUCUGUGAUUGGGACUGUCGACCUGUACGAGCUGAACAACUGAAGAUGGACAUCAAGUGACUUCUGACUUCUGAUUUCGAUUUCGACACGAUGAGAUGAUGCUAAUGAUGGAAUGGCGGGGGCCGAGGAGAGUAGAAGUCGCUUAUGCCACUCAUGUCGCAUGCAAGAAUAUGCCAGUAUGGCGGUGGAGGCGUGGUAUGAUCCUUUGACACAAUUGUUUACUCAAAGACCUGUGACCCAAUCAAUGUCACGUCGGCCGCCCACGGCGAUCAACUUCGACCAACCCGCGGUUGAGAUCUAAUCAUAGAUCAUGAAGCGGCGAUGGCAAUUAGCGAGCAAUCGGUUGAGUCGGUGAGAUGCUGCAUGCCACAGGCUACUUGUCUCACUGGACAUGCUUAUUCGGGCGAGGCGGACACGUGUAGCCUCCGCCAAGGUCAGGAGGAGGAGGAGGUGGUGGUGGUCGUGGUGGUGGCCGCUCAUCGGCUUUGGAGGCGUUUCUAU
Messenger RNA from Kockovaella imperatae, 3740 nucleotides. Its product is annotated as muts domain V-domain-containing protein. Gene Ontology annotation, cellular component: nucleus. Bases 85 to 3282 code for a protein of 1065 amino acids. Gene Ontology annotation, molecular function: ATP binding; ATP-dependent DNA damage sensor activity; mismatched DNA binding. The record is from RefSeq and is a predicted model, not a curated record. Gene Ontology annotation, biological process: chiasma assembly; mismatch repair. Lineage: Eukaryota; Fungi; Basidiomycota; Tremellomycetes; Tremellales; Cuniculitremaceae. The transcript has 23 exons.